GCAGGGCCAUGGCAGCAGGCGGCCGGCAGGCCGGGCCCAUGCCGGACCUCGGGCGCUAUGUGCUGUCCCGGCCCAUAUACAGCGAGGCGGCCUUUCAGGAGGAGAACGAGAAGAGAGCGCACCUGCGGCCGACCCUGCGCGAGCGAGUCCAGGGAGCCUGCAGCUGUUCAAGAAAAAAGGCCUUUCAGAUAACCAAGUCCUUUCUCCCUGUCCUGGAAUGGCUACCUAAGUACAGAGUAAAGGAAUGGCUAGUUAGUGAUAUCAUCUCUGGUGUCAGUACGGGGCUUGUAGCUACUUUACAAGGUUUGGCAUUUGCUUUACUGGUUGCAGUUCCUCUUGGAUAUGGUCUCUACUCUGCGUUUUUUCCCCUCCUGACAUAUUUCUUCUUGGGAACAUCAAGGCACCUCUCAGUUGGACCUUUCCCUGUGGUCAGUUUGAUGGUGGGAUCUGUUGUGCUGAGCAUGGCACCUGAUGACAAGUUCCACAUAAUGAGCAGUAAUGCUACAGGGCUUAACAAAACGCUGAUAGACACUGUAUCCAGAGAUGCUCAGAGAGUAGUGAUUGCCAGUACCCUCACAUUUCUGGUUGGAAUUAUACAGCUUGUGUUUGGAGCGCUUCAGAUCGGUUUCAUUGUGAGGUACCUUGCAGAUCCCCUGGUUGGAGGAUUCACAACUGCAGCUGCUUUUCAAGUUUUUGUUUCACAACUGAAAAUAGUCUUAAAUGUUUCAACCAAAAAUUAUAAUGGGAUCCUUUCCAUAAUAUAUACCCUCAUCGAAAUAUUUCAAAGAAUUGGUACCACCAACAUUGCAGAUCUCAUUGCUGGGCUACUCACCAUUUUUAUUUGUAUGGUAGUUAAAGAAAUAAAUGAUCGAUUCAAACACAAGAUCCCUGUUCCUAUUCCUAUAGAAGUAAUUGUGACAAUAGUAGCCACAGGGAUCUCAUACGCUGCUGACCUGGAAAAAAAGUACAAUGCAGGCAUUGUUAAAACCAUUCCUAGAGGGUUUUUGCCUCCUGAGCCUCCAGCUGUCAGUAUGUUUUCAGAAAUGAUAGCAGCCGCAUUUUCCAUUGCUGUGGUCGCUUAUGCUAUCGCUGUGUCUGUGGCAAAAGUCUAUGCAACGAAACAUGACUAUCCUAUUGAUGGAAACCAGGAAUUUAUUGCCUAUGGGAUCAGCAAUGUGUUUGCAGGAGCUUUCUCUUGUUUUGUUGCUACCACCGCUCUAUCACGUACUGCUGUCCAGGAAAGCACUGGUGGCAAAACCCAGGUUGCUAGCAUAAUCUCAGCAGGGAUUGUACUGAUUGCCAUUGUGGCUCUGGGGAAACUGCUAGAGCCCUUACAGAAGUCUGUGUUGGCAGCUGUUGUCAUUGCCAACUUGAAAGGGAUGUUCAUGCAGGUGUUUGAUGUUCCUCGUUUGUGGAGGCAGAAUAAGGCGGAUGCUAUGAUCUGGAUUUUCACAUGUGUGGCAUCCAUCAUUCUGGGUCUUGAUUUGGGAUUACUUGCUGGCCUUGUGUUCGGAUUACUGACAGUUGUGGUGAGAGUUCAGUUUCCCUCGUGGGGUGGCCUUGGGAACGUUCCUGGCACAGACCUCUACAAGAAUGUCAAGAACUACAAAACUGUUGUUGAACCAGAAGGAGUGAAGAUUCUCAGAUUUUCCAGUCCUAUUUUUUAUGCUAAUAUAGAUGGAUUGAAAAGCAGCCUGAAAUCCACCGUGGGGUUUGAUGCAAUUCGCGUGCAUAACAAGAGGCUCAAAGCACUGAGGAUGAUACAGAAACUGAUCAAGAAGGGAAAAUUAAAAGCAACUAAGAAUGGCAUCAUCAGUGAUUCUGGGACUACCAAUGAAGCUUUUGAAUCUGAUGAAGAUCUUGAUGAUCCUGAAGAUCUUAAAAUUCCAACCAAAGAAGUAGAGAUCCAAGUGGACUGGAAUUCAGAACUCCCAGUCAAAGUGAAUGUCCCCAGAGUGCCUAUCCACAGUUUAAUUUUUGACUUUGGAGGUGUAUCAUUCUUGGAUGUUGUAGCCGUGAGGACAAUGAGAAUGAUAGUUAAAGAGUUCGAGAGAAUUGAUGUGACUGUAUACAUCGCAUCACAUCAAGACAACAUUAUAACAAAGCUGGAACAAUGUGGCUUCUUUGAUGAUAACAUCAGAAAAGACAUGUUCUUCCUGACUGUCCAUGAUGCUGUGCUUUACAUACAGCAUGAAAUGAUGCACAGGGACAUCCAGGAUCCUAUUUUUGAAAAGAUUUCACUGAUGCAGGAAUCUAAGGAACCAAUAGAUUUCUCAGAAACAGACAAGCUUGAUGAUGAACUUGAUGUUCAGGAGGAGGCCAUGCGCAGACUUGCUUCAUGAAGGAAAACUAUUACGAAUAUCUUGGACUCCAUGGCAAUAUUCAGGCACCAAUACUAUAUAAGCGUUUUCUGCACUGGGACUUGUCUUUGCACUUGAAGAAAACACUAAUUUCUUUGUCUGAACUCCGUAGAUCUCUAUAAAUCUCCAAAUUUUGUCUAUUGACAUGUAAUCCUUGAAACAAUCAAGUCUGAUCAGAAAAAUGUGUUCAUAGAAUCAGUGUUGGCAAGAUAUGGGAGGCAGAUCAUCAGAACUAUUACAGAAAUUGCAGCUAGUUUUAGGGUUUGUCAGUCUGUGUCUAUAACCCACUGGUAUAUCAAUGCAUAUAGGAAAAAAUAGCUUCUUUAUGGUAACUCGGCCCCAGGGGUUGAGGAGAUUGUAAGCUCUUCUUGGGGGCAGGAACUGUCUCUUAUGUAUUUGUAUUGUGCCUAGCACAAUGGAGCUCCAACCCUGAUGGGAGGCCUCAAGGUGCUACUGUAAUACAAAUAAUAAAUUCCUCACAAAAGAGAAGCAAUAGGUAGUAGCAGCCCUAGGCCCUGACCUGCAAAAGGAUCUGUAAUCCCAUGCAAUUAGUUUCCCAAGACGUUAACACGGCUGCAUUCAACAACACACGUCUUUAAAAUGUAUCUAUUAGUCAUUCAAAAUAAUUCCUGGGUUUGUUGCAGUAUUACAGUCUCAAUAUAAAAAAUCCCUUAUAUAACAGAAAUGGAGUACAGGUAAAAUGUAUUCACUCAAAACUGUUUACUAUAUUGCUGUAAAAUGUUAACCAUAUAUAUGGAUAAGGCUCAAUAAGAGGGACUAUUACUUAAGAGUCUUGAUUCUUUAGUGCUAUUUUUAGUAACUCAGGCACUCCUGGUUAAUAAUCAUUACUGAAAUUAAACCUAUAUAGAUUGAACAGUACCUUACGCUACAAAUAGUCCCAUUGAAGUUAAUGGAAUUUGUGGACUAGGCUGCUAUAAAACUGGAGUAAAGAUCUGACAAUAUCUAGUUUGGUUUUUGAAAUGGGAUUAUACAGUAUCAUUGGUUUAAUGAAGAAUUAUCUGCAUAAACUGUUUCAUUCUUUUAAUACUCUACAAACUGUUUCUAUUCUUUUGAAAGUACACAUUUUUUUAGAAGUUAUGCUACAAUCCCCUAGUGCAAUAAUUUACACAAAUUAAAGGAUUACAAGAAAACCUUUUUAACUUCUGUUUUUAAGGCUUUAUAUUGGCAAUGUAAGAAAUGAUUGUUCCCAUGUAAUGAUUAUAUGUUUAGAUGAAAAAUUACACAAAUUGUUCAUUAAAAAUUAAAUUAAAUUGUAAAUAAAUUAGUUUUAAAACUGAAAUUCCUUGUGGCAACUACCAAUAUACAAUGUUGAAAAAACAUGCCAUAAAAACCAUACGUAGUCCUUACAAUACAUAGGUUUCUAGAUUAGAUCACAUUUAUGUUCUAAACUUCGUGAUCAUUUUGGUAUCUUCACAUAUUAAAAUUACAGUGAAAUAAAAUUUGUAAUUAAAGUAUCACACAAAAUUUCGACCAACCACACACACAUUGCACACAGAAAAUUACCACCAUCACAACUGGCAUUAAUUGGCAGUCUCAGCUGGGAAGCCAAGCACUAAGUAGCACAGAUUAUAUCUCUAAGAACCUUGCCGAACCUCCAUUAAAGUCAGUUGAUAGACCCCCAGUGACUUCACCGAGAGUUGGAUUGGGCCUUUACCCAGAGAUAGUCCUUUUUCUGGCAGAGCUGAAACACUGGCAUAACAGUGUGAUGCUGUUGGAUAAACAAGGGGUUUUCAGGACAGUCAAAUAGGCUACUACUACUACUUUCAAAAGCACAAAGGGCUCAAUCCUGCAAGGUGUUGAGCGUUCUCAUCCAAUCCAGGAAAACACAAGCACAUACUUAAAUUUAAGCAUGAGUAGAGUCAAUGGGACUAUUCAAGUGCUUAGUGCUUCAUUGGGUCUGUUAGAGUGCUCGGCACCUUGCAGGACUGAUCUCCACAUUCACAAACUUGCUCAGAGCUUGACUCUGCUAUUCUUAUGUAUGUUGAUCUGAAAAUGGUGGCAGAAUUGAGUUUCAAAUAAACUGCCACUGAUGUCAAUGGAAGUGCUGUGUGUAGAACAAUGAAGGAUCAGGCCAAUUUCCCUCAGAAACAUUACUUCUCAUCAACUGCUGUCCAUUUUAUAUACCUUUAUAUAAAAGAAACUGUAAACACUUACAAACUACGGAAUAUUUUGAUUUAACAAUUUUCAAGUUAAAGCCAUUUGGGCUUUUAUUUUUCUGAGGAACAUGUAAUAAGGAAUAUCACGAAAUAAUAGAGUGGUACUGGUAGAACAUACUUGUCUUGCUAGAGAUCGGCCUUCACUCUGAAGUUUGAAUCCUGAUCCCAACUUUCCUCAAAUGUAAGUCGCUUUGGAUCCAGUAUUUUGGUUUGGCUCUGUCUCGCAUUUUUGCUGCCUGAGCAUUUAAGAAGAGUAAUAAUAAAAUACAAGGAUAUUUAAAAAUACA
Messenger RNA from Malaclemys terrapin pileata, 4824 nucleotides. RefSeq names its product solute carrier family 26 member 4 (gene SLC26A4). Bases 9 to 2342 code for a protein of 777 amino acids. Gene Ontology annotation, biological process: transmembrane transport. The transcript has 20 exons. The record is from RefSeq and is a predicted model, not a curated record. Lineage: Eukaryota; Metazoa; Chordata; Testudines; Emydidae. Gene Ontology annotation, molecular function: oxalate transmembrane transporter activity; sulfate transmembrane transporter activity; chloride transmembrane transporter activity. Gene Ontology annotation, cellular component: membrane.